AUGCUUCGGGCCAUGCUUUGUGUUGGUCACUACACACAAGCCAUUGAGCUCUAUAACUCUAUGCUCAACCAAGGGGUGAAACCUGAUAACUACACCUACCCAAUUGUUCUCAAGGCAUGUUCUUCCUUGCGUGCAAUUGAAUAUGGAAGAUGGGUUCGAGAGACAAUCAUAUACAAUGAGGUGAAGCAUAAUAUAAGGCCUAAUGCUUAUGUAUUGUGUUCUAUGAUCAAUAUGUUUGCUAAGUGUGGCAGCUUGGGAGACGCACGUAAGGUGUUUGAUGAAAUGCUGGAAAAAGACUUGGCUUCUUGGACUGCCAUGAUAUGCGGGGCGGUGUGGAAUGGUGAGUUGGUUGAAGCGGUUUUGCUUUUUAGGAGGAUGAGAUCGGAUAGUUUGAAGCCUGAUUCGGUGAUUGUAGCAUCUCUCUUACCGGUAUGCAGCAAAUUGGAGGAUGCCGAAUUGGGAAUGGCGCUGCAAGGAUGUGCUGUGAGGAGUGGCUUUGACAGUGAUUUGUAUGUUUCCAAUGCUCUCAUUGACAUGUACUGCAAAUGUGGUGAUCCAUUUGAGGCCCGUUUCUUAUUCGACAACAUGGUUUGUAGGGAUAGGGUUUCUUGGAGUACCUUGAUUGCAGGGUACUCACAGAAUUUCUUAUACCGAGAGAGCUAUGAACUGCUUCGUAGAAUGGUAAAUAUAGGGCUGAAAGCAAAUGAAAUUGUUGUCUCAAGUGUUCUUCCUGCAUUAGGAAAACUCAGAUUGUUGAAACAGGGGAAGGAGAUACAUAACUAUGUUCUUAAAGAAGGGCUUGUAUUGGAUCCAAUAGUGGUAAGCACAUUGAUUGAUAUGUACUCUAAUUGUGGUUCCAUGAAGGAAGCAGAAACAACAUUUGAAUACAUGUCAGAUAAGGAUAUUAUGCUGUGGAAUACGAUGAUUGCGGGAUAUAACUUAGACGGCAAUUUUGACUUGGCACUUUCUACCUUCAGAGAAAUUUGGGGAACUCAACAUAGGCCUAAUUCCAUUACUUUGGUAAGUGUUCUUCCUGUGUGUACCAAAUUGGGAGCUCUUAGGCAGGGACAGGAGAUUCAUGGUUAUGCAACCAAAAGUAAUCUAAUAUUAAAGACUAACGUUGGAAAUUCUUUGAUAGAUAUGUAUGGCAAAUGUGGAUUUCUUGAUCUUGGAGUAAAGGUCUUCAACCAGAUGAUGGUAAAGAAUGUUGUAACAUAUAACACCAUAAUCUCUACUUGUGGAGCUCAUGGAUUAGGAGGAAAGGGUUUGGCAUUUUAUGAUCAGAUGAAGAUUGCGGGAAUUAGACCGAAUAAAGUCACAUUUAUCGCACUAUUAUCCGCUUGUAGCCAUGCAGGUCUAGUUGAAAAAGCUUGGCAGUUGUAUAAUUCCAUGAUUCAUGAUUAUGCUAUUGAGCCGGAUAUGGAGCACUACUCUUGUAUGGUGGAUCUUCUUGGUAAAACUGGAGACAUUGAUGGCGCAUACAAGUUCAUAACAACGUUGCCUGUGACUCCCAAUACCAAUGUUUUGGGAAGCUUACUUGGCGCUUGUCGAAUUCACAACAAAGUAGAGCUGGCCGAGAUCCUAGCUGAACAUAUCUUUCAAUUGAAUGCUGAAGAUCCUGGCCAUUAUGUGCUUCUUUCAAAUUUAUAUGCGUCUAGGGAACAAUGGAAAAACAUGUCAAAGGUGAGAAGCAUGAUUAAGGAUAAAGGACUGGAGAAAAAACCAGCAAGUAGUUGGAUUCAGAUUGGGCACAAAAUCCAUGUUUUUCAUGCUACAAGUAAAUUUCAUCCAGAGUUUGCAAAGAUUGAAGAGAUUUUGGAUAGUUUAGUUUCGGUGAUGAAAGGUGAAGAUUGUUUGCCUGAAGAGCCCGAGGAUUUAUUCCCAUGUCGAUGA
Arachis ipaensis is the source of this 1893-nucleotide messenger RNA. The record is from RefSeq and is a predicted model, not a curated record. Lineage: Eukaryota; Viridiplantae; Streptophyta; Magnoliopsida; Fabales; Fabaceae.